Molecule: messenger RNA, 2190 nt
Organism: Spinacia oleracea (spinach)
Lineage: Eukaryota; Viridiplantae; Streptophyta; Magnoliopsida; Caryophyllales; Amaranthaceae
Product: zinc finger BED domain-containing protein RICESLEEPER 2
Exons: 8
Coding region: 1-2190 (729 amino acids)
Molecular function (GO): protein dimerization activity; DNA binding
Source: RefSeq, a predicted model, not a curated record
AUGGCUUUUGAGCGCUUGCCCUUCUUUGCCCCUAGGUCCGGUAGAGUAGUCGGGGGUUACCUUGCGGCUUUCUGGUGGGGUACGGCAGGGAAGCUAAAGAGACGCACUGCUAUAAAGGACUUUAGGGAUAUGAGAGCGGCCGAGCGUGCGGACUUGAUAUGUGCUUUUGAUGAAACAAGCAGUAGUAGCAAGUUGGCUAUUUGCAUUAUUAUAAUGUCUAACCAAGUGGAAGAGGCAGUCCCUGAUGUCGCAGAGGCAGUUUCAGCUUCUUCAAGGAAGCUUAAGAAAUCCAAAAGGAAGAUGAAAUACCCUGGAGAAACUAGUGGUUUAACUUAUCAUAAGUUUGAUGCUGCAAGUGUUAGGAAAGCUCUUGCGUACAUGAUUGUUGCAGAUGAGUUACCUUUUAAAUUUGUUGAGGGAAUUGGUUUUAGGUACUUUUGUAGUAUGAUGGAGCCUAGAUUUCAUGUGCCUUCUAGAAUAAUAGUAGCAAAAGAUUAUUUUGCUUCUUAUUUGAUUGAGAAAAGGAAACUUAAACAUGAAUUGAGGCAAUAUAAUGAAUGGAAAUUUCAAAAACGAAUCCUGAAUUUUUGUCCUAUUACUAGUCAUAAGGGUGAGGAAAUUGGUAAACAAAUUGAGAAGUGUUUCCUUGAAUGGGAACUUGAAAAAAAUUUCUGCAUAAUAGUAGAUAAUGCUAGCUCGAAUGAUACCGCCAUAGGAUACAUGAGAAGGAAAAUUAAUGGUUGGAAAAGUGGGGUUCUUAAGGGUCGUUUCCUUCAUAUGCGUUGUGUAGCACAUAUAGUUAAUUUGGUUGUUUCUGAUGGCAUGAAAACGGUUAAUGAGUCAAUUACUCGUGUUAGGCAUGCUGUGAGAUUCAUUAAAAAAUCUCCAUCAAGGUUGCUAAGGUUUAAAAAGUGUGUGUCGGAUGAAAAAAUAGUUUCCAAAAAGUUGUUAUGCCUUGAUGUGCCAACUAGGUGGAAUUCUACAUACUUGAUGUUGAGUGCUGCAAUUUCUCUUGAGAGUGCUUUUGAGAGGUAUGCUGAGGAGGACCCUCAUUAUACAGUUGAUUUGGGUGAAAGGGAGGGGAAAGGUAUCUCUGAAUCUGAGGAUUGGAAUAGUGUGAAAAAGUUUUCUGAAUUUGUGCAAACCUUCUAUGAUCUUACUAAUCGCGUAUCUGGGUCUUUGUAUGUGACUUCCAAUUUAUUUUUUCAUGAGUUGGUUAAUGUUGCGGUACUUUUGAAAGAGUUAACAUCGAGUGAUGAUCCAGAUAUGUGUCUUAUGGCUUGUAAAAUGAAGGAAAAGUAUGAGAAAUAUUGGGGUGAUCCUGAAAAAAUUAACUUGAUGAUUUUUGUUGCUGUUGUCCUUGAUCCUCGAUAUAAAUUUGAUUAUGUCGAGUGGAUGUUGACUGAAAUUUAUGAUGUUAUUACUGCAUCUAUUUGGGCAAGAAAUGUGAAAGAUAUAUUGAGUGCCUUAUUUGAGGAAUAUCGUAUUUUGCCUCAAACUGAUGUUGUUAGGGAGGAAGUAUCAUCCACUAAGGAUGAUACACAGUUAACUACCUCACAUAAGAAGGUUGAGGUUUUGAAAAGUAAGUAUAAGAAGCAUAAAUGUGAGCCUAGUGGAGCGGCAAAAAUUGAGUUAGAUAAGUAUUUGGAGGAGGAUAAGAGGACGAUGAUGAAUUUGAUAUUUUGGGGUGGUAGAAGUUCAAUAGUUCAAAGGUUUCCUACUAUGGGAAGAAUGGCUCGUGAUGUGCUUGCUGUCCCAAUAUCAACCGUGGCCUCUGAGAGUGCAUUUAGCACCAAGGGAAGAGUUCUUGACAAUUUUAGAAGCUCUUUAAGUCCGGUGGUCGUUCAAGGUCUUGUUUGUAAUCAAAAUUGGUUACGUGCUGGUCCAUUCCAAGGUGUUGAAGAGUGUUUGGAGGAAGUGGAGCUUCUUGAAGAAGUCAUUCAGUCUUUUCCUUUGGCAUUUGAUGUGCCUGCUAGGAUGGUUAACCAGACUGGCAUUCCACAGGCCCGUAUGCCAGAGCCGAUGCGGACUCCUCGGAGGGAUCGUCAUUCUUUCGAGGGCGAUUGUGGUGCCUCCGGAUCGCAUGCUAGGCCGCGUAUCUCGGACGUCGGUGUGGGUCAUAGGCCCAUGCGACCACCGACUGAGCCUAGGAGGAGCCAUGGUGCUUCGUAUAGAAACCCUUUCGUAUGA